CUACUUGCACUACUACUUCCGCGUUCUUCUCAAUAAGGCUCAGUCAGUUCCGGUUUAGCAAUGGCUACGUUCUACACCCGCUGUCUCCAGGAUCUCCCUAAGAUUAACGUUACCGAUGUGCAUCGCAUUUGCAAAAAAUCCACCACAGCUCCAUCCAGCAAGCUGGAGAAAGGCUUUAAAUUAUACGGAGCCUCGUAUAUACACGAUUACGAAGGUUGGACUCAGGGAUGCCUCACCUGUGGUGCUCACACAAAGCAAGUGUUCAUGUGUGGCAGGCACUGCUUUGUGCAAUCACACUGUUGCCUUACUCUUUCAAAGUGCUCAUUAUUCACAGCUUAAUUUACAUGUUGUACCCCCUGUGCUUAGCUGCACUGAAAGAGAACAAUCCUGGCAUAAACCACGAACACUGGGUGUGAAACCAGGCCCCAUCAAUGCCAUGGUCAUCACAAAACCUGUAGCAAAUCGUACUGCACAAGGUGGAGUGAGAAGUGGACUCUACAGAGGGAUGGUGGGCCUUUUACCUGAUCCAUGUAUGUUUAGAGUUGAGGAGGCAUAUGCAGAAUACAACCAUGAGGACAAGCCACUGGUUACCACCAUGAACAUGUCACCUGACAAGCCACUUGUAGAGAGUGCAUUUGGGUUGGUCCAGGAAGGAAGCAUAUUGUCCAACCAGCAGCCUGUUUUAACAUCACGGUACAUCACACUACAUGAUGCCCCAUCAACUCCACCUUUUCCUCUUGAAGGACAUUACCUUGCUACAUCUGACUGCAUGUUUGUUUGCACUGAGGAGGAGCUCUUACAUCUUCAAAGUCUAAACACACAGUUAGAUAUGGCUCAGAAAAUUGAAGAGGCAACACGUGAGCAAAGCUCUUGUCCCGACUGGCAUCAGCUUCGCAGAUCAAGAGUAACAGCUUCCAGGUUUCGGGAGAUAUGUCACGUGAGAGGUCUGAGCUCUGCAGAGUCCCUCGCAGAGCGAAUCAUCAGAGGAACCCGACAGACGGCAGAGAUGAGAAGAGGUGCUGAAAUGGAGUCUGAGGUAACAGUGGAAUACAGCAAACUGAAAAAUGUUAACUACUCACCCUGUGGUUUAAUCAUCCAUCCAGAUGCUCCUUGGCUUGGUGCAUCCCCUGAUGGUGUAAUUUUUGAUCCCACUGAGUGUCCUCAAUUUGGACUUGUUGAAAUUAAAUGCCCCAAUGUCAAAAACAUUUUUGACUGCAAAUAUUUGCAAAUGGACAAUGGGUUUCUCACCCUAAAAAAGAGCCAUGCAUACUACUACCAAGUGCAGGGACAGCUACUGGUCUCAGGAAUGCAGUGGUGUGAUUUCAUGGUGUGGGCCCAGGAUGAUUAUUUUGUCCAGCGUAUCUACAGUGACACUUCAGUGCACAAAGUUAUUAGAGAGAAGGUGGAUUAUUUUUACUUUUACACAUACAUGCCUAAAUAUUUGUCAAUGAAAAAGUAACUGAUAUUUUAAAGUCAUCAGAGAAAUUACAUAACUGUGUAAAAUAGCAC
Paramisgurnus dabryanus is the source of this 1509-nucleotide messenger RNA. RefSeq lists its product as uncharacterized. Gene Ontology annotation, molecular function: zinc ion binding. The record is from RefSeq and is a predicted model, not a curated record. Lineage: Eukaryota; Metazoa; Chordata; Actinopteri; Cypriniformes; Cobitidae.